This is a messenger RNA of Rhododendron vialii, 1676 nucleotides long. Its product is annotated as basic leucine zipper 23-like. Gene Ontology annotation, biological process: DNA-templated transcription; regulation of transcription by RNA polymerase II. Gene Ontology annotation, molecular function: RNA polymerase II cis-regulatory region sequence-specific DNA binding; DNA-binding transcription factor activity, RNA polymerase II-specific. The coding region runs from base 467 to 1309 and encodes 280 amino acids. The record is from RefSeq and is a predicted model, not a curated record. The transcript is spliced from 3 exons. NCBI's taxonomy places the organism in Eukaryota, Viridiplantae, Streptophyta, Magnoliopsida, Ericales, Ericaceae.
CUUCUGAGAGAAAGAGAAAGCGACCCACUGGCUCUGUGCAUCUUCGGAAUAUUUCCUUGAACUUGCGGCUCCCCUGGUUCGUCCAUUUCCUCUCCUCCAUUAAAAUGCUGCCAUCUUUUCCACCCUUUUAUUGGACUUUGUCCCUUUGCCAUCGCUCCUCAUCUCCUUUAUAAUCUCUCUCUGGACACCGUUUCUUGGUUUCUAGGGUUUCAGUAUUCCAAAAUCACGGCCAUCUUUAUCGGAAGGAAGGAAUUUCACAUGGGAUUGACUGGAUAGUCGCCCAAUUACGUUCUAGGGUUUCUAUGGUUUUCAGUGUUUUCCAACACCCAACUUGAAUCUAAGAAAUUGAGUAUCUACGUUGAUUAAAGAAUCAGCAGAUUGGGUAAAGGUCGGAGUCGUAAGCCUGUCCGUCCUGUUAGAUUUGGGUAUAUUUGUUCAGUCGCUUUGGUGGUUUGUUUUUAUCAAAAUGGAUGACGGGGAGCUCGAUUUCUCAAACCAAGAGGUGUUUGCAAGUACCAACAUGGGUGAUCUCCCUGGAAGCUGCUCUAUGGAUAGCUUUUUCGACGACAUUUUCAAGGAUACACAUGCCUGCACUCAUACCCACACUUGCAACCCACCGGGUCCCGAUUCCUCUCACACGCACACUUGUUUUCAUGUGCACACCAAAAUCUUGCCCGCCACCAGUGAAGAUAAGGCUUCCACUGAAGAUACUUCGGAGUCCUCAGAAAAGAAGUCAAAGAAAUGCUCAGUGGGCAAUCGUGAAGCGGUUCGCAAGUACCGCGAGAAGAAGAAGGCACGUGCUGCUUCUCUAGAGGAUGAAGUUGUGAGAUUGAGGACUCUGAACCAGCAGUUGCUCAAGAGAUUGCAAGGUCAGGCAGCAUUGGAGGCUGAGGUGGCAAGGCUCAAGUGUUUGCUUGUGGACAUCAGAGGGAGGAUUGAAGGGGAGAUUGGGUCUUUUCCUUAUCAGAAGCCGGCUAAAAGUGGUAAUAUGUAUCAAAACAUGGUUAAUCCAAACUUUCCCGGUGCGUACAUACCAAAUCAGUGUAAUAUCGAGUGUGAUGAUCAGGGCUACUGCCUUCAACCAGGGGUGGAAGGAAAAAGUGGGGAAGAUAUGUUGUUAAAUGGUCAGGGCUUUAAUGGUUGUGAAUUUGAAACUAUUCCCUGUUUGGGGAAUCAAAAUGAUGGGUUGAAGGACUUCUCUAGUGGUGGAAAUGGGAAUGUAUCUUCUACAGUCAAUCCUUCGCGUGCAAACAAGAGAAAAGGAGGGACUCGUGCAGCAUCGGGAGGCUCAAGAGCUACUGGGAUGUAGCAUAUUAAUAAUGCAGGAUACUUUAUGUCUACCAAUAAGUAGUUUUGCUGGAUUUCCGUGCAUCUCCCCUUGGACAACAUGUUCUAGUUUUCAAAUUCUCCGCGCUACCUUGAUAUUGGGUUAUGUUGCUGUAUCGACGUUGGCUACAUUUAUUGAUUCAGUCUGUAUUUUGUGAUAUGUAUUGACCGUGAUACAGUUGGUUGUAGGACUUAGCUGGGAGAGACCCAACUUUUGGCGUCCAUGAAGCUUCUGUAGCUUUUCUGCUCUGUCCUUUUAUGGUUUAUGACAUGUAAGUUCGUGAAGAAGUUUGAAAACAUUGCUCGGCUGUUUAUCCUUCAACCUUUUCAAUCUUUAAGUUCUUUCUCCA